Molecule: messenger RNA, 1268 nt
Organism: Ruditapes philippinarum (Manila clam)
Lineage: Eukaryota; Metazoa; Mollusca; Bivalvia; Venerida; Veneridae
Exons: 2
Coding region: 434-760 (108 amino acids)
Source: RefSeq, a predicted model, not a curated record
CCACUACAAAUCAAGCCCAGCGUCAUAUUUUAUCGCGCCAGUCACACGGGACUACUUUCGUAAACGCAUGCGCAAUCUAUAUAAAACACAAGUUAUAAAACUUCUAUCAUUUAAUCUUCGCUGUGUUAAGGAGGCGGGUAACAGAGAUAUUGGAAAGGAACUUCACGUGGUCAACCAAUGCUGAUAUAAAUAUGCUUUUGAUAGUACAUUUAGAAAGAAGAUAACGGUUUACAAACAGAUUCUUAAACAGCUUAGAAGAAUCUAUAUUCACUUUAAAUUAGCUUUGGAUAUUCAACUAAACUGCAGAAAAUUUCUUUGCAUUUCAAAACUUAGUUUUUAACUGUGGUAAACAAGUUAAUUGUUUAAUCUAAGUUUUAAUACCUUUUAUUGUUUUCUCGUGCUUUACUGACAUACAGAAUACAAAUACAGAACUAUGGAGCUUUCAAAAUCAAAAUCGUACUUGAAUGUCUGUUUGGUUGUAGUAUUUUUGUUAGGAGUUUUGACGAACUUUUCAAAAGCAGUUUCACCGGACCAACUUCAAACCGCAGGAUGGCCAGAACAGGUAGAUCUAGACUCACAGUUGCAAAAGGCUUUUAGAGAAGAACUUCGAAAAGAGCUGGCUGAAUUUACCGAAAAGGAGGAACAGAUCGUAGAAAAAAUACGAGAAUUAUACAAAGAGCGGGAAAAUAUCAGGACAAUGAAACGAGGGCACACACAAUGCUUCUUGAAUCUUGUUUCAUGUUACCGUAAACGGAAAUAGAUUACCUCAGCCGCACUUGCGCAGAACAAUCAUCAAAUGAUGAUUUACUAUUGUGAUAAAGUCUUUAUCAUGAAGCUUAUUUUUCUAUCAUUCAGAUGGCUACAUUCAUUUGUAUAUCAGUGUCUUUAAAUGAACAUUUGGCAAAUUCUUCUAUCGUCACAUAUGCAUGUGACAUAUAUUAAACAUCGGCUGGUUCUAGUUGACGUACUGACGUAAUGGGUUUCUUGAAAAGUUUAUAAUAAUCCGCCGUACAAUGGACGCCAUCAAAAGUUACAAAAGUGCAAAUGCCAGUACAGUUAGUACUUUCAAAUCAAUCAUAAAGAAAAGAAAAUAAUUGCCUUUAAUUUUGGACGUUGUACUUUACCGUUGUUUUUAUUUCAGAACUUUGAAAGACAAAAAGUUAAAUAAUUCAAUAGACAAUGAUUAAAUUGUUUAAUUUGUUUAUUCUUUUAGAUCGAAAUCGCAUUCAUGUCAUAAAAAUUCUUUCAAUAAAUAAUGAGAAAUUUGU